Messenger RNA from Pelodiscus sinensis (Chinese soft-shelled turtle), 3978 nucleotides. NCBI's taxonomy places the organism in Eukaryota, Metazoa, Chordata, Testudines, Trionychidae. The record is from RefSeq and is a predicted model, not a curated record.
GGAAUGCUGCAUGAUUCCCUGUUUUUCAGAAUGGCGGAAACACAGAUGUUGAUGGAGAGGCUAGAAAAGGCUGUAAUUCGACUUGAAACAUUGUUUUCAGCUUCACACAGAUCCAUUGGAAUGGAGUGUGGAGUUGUAAAUGGAGUCAAUGGAGGUGUAGCGCCGUACAUAGAAGCAUUUGAUAGACUGCUAAAUGGGAGUGUGGCUGAGUUUCUCAGGAACAGCAAGAUCCUUGAAGGUGAUGUAAAGAUACAUGCAGAAAUGGUGCGUGCUGCUUUCCAAGCUCAGAGAGCCUUCCUGCUGCUAGUGUCUCAGUAUCAAGAACCUCCAGAGAGUGAAAUGGCCAUGCUGCUCAAACCAAUAGCUGACAAAAUCCAGGAAAUCCAGACCUUCAGAGAGAGAAACAGAGGAAGUAAAAUGUCUCCUAAACCAGGCCCUUAUGUCAAGGAGAUGAACGAUGCUGCUACCUUUUAUACUAACAGGGUGUUAAAGGACUACAAAAACAGUGACUUACGUCAUGUUGAUUGGGUGAAAUCAUAUUUGAACAUCUGGACUGAGCUUCAAGCUUACAUCAAAGAGCAUCAUACCACAGGCCUCACCUGGAGUAAAACUGGCCCGACUGCAUCAACAGCAUCUGUGUUGUCCACUCUAACAAGUGGGCAGUGCCUUCCACCACCACCACCACCUCCACCGCUGCCGCCUGGACCUCCUCCUGUCUUUGAUGCAGAAAAUGGAAAGGAUGGAACAAGCACAUCUCGCUCAGCCUUGUUUGCCCAGCUUAACCAGGGAGAGGCAAUUACCAAAGGGCUCCGACAUGUCUCAGAUGACCAGAAGACCCAUAAGAAUCCAAACCUACGUGCCCAGGGUCCGCCAGUUCGUUCUCCUACAAAAAGCCAUACUCCAAGCCCCACUUCUCCCAAAACUUCUCCUCAGCAGAGCCAUUCUCCUUUGUUGGAACUAGAGGGAAAGAAAUGGAGAGUGGAAUAUCAAGAGGAUAAGAGCAACCUUGUUAUUACCAAUACUGAACUCAAGCAAGUGGCUUACAUUUUUAAAUGCAACAAAUCUACACUACAAAUAAAAGGAAAACUAAAUUCCAUUACAGUUGAUAACUGCAGAAAGUUUGGACUUGUGUUUGACAACGUCGUGGGAAUCGUGGAAGUGAUCAAUUCCAGGGAUAUUCAGAUUCAGGUGAUGGGGAAAGUGCCAACCAUCUCGAUUAACAAGACAGAAGGCUGCCACGUCUACCUCAGUGAAGACUCAUUAGACUGUGAGAUUGUGAGUGCCAAGUCAUCUGAAAUGAACGUUCUCAUCCCCCAAAAUGGAGAUUAUAAAGAAUUUCCUGUUCCUGAACAGUUCAAGACAGCAUGGGAUGGAUCCAAGUUGGUCACUGAACCUGCAGAGAUUGUGGGUUAACUUCCUACUGCCAUACAGCAGCCCUGGCCAUGAUCUCAGACUGAGGUCAGCCUAAAUAAAACAGCAACAUAAAGAACUAGAAACAGCAGUAGGUUGUACUGCUGGAGUAGGCCUUCCAACAGCAGCUCUGUAAACUAGAAACAAGGACAUGUGGCAUGCUUUUUUCUUAGGCAUUCUGAUAAUUUUUAACAUUUUGACAGUUUGCGCCUUCAAUUACAGUUUUGAUUCUACAGGUUGUCUCAAACAUUAGGGAAUUUUACAAAAAUUCUUCAUUCAUGGUAUUGGGUAUUAUACUGCACACAAUAAGCCAGAAUAUUGCAUGAUAUACUUUGUUACAAUCAUGUUUCAGUGCAUUCCUGAAUGUUUUGACUACUGAAAAGCAAGCAUAAAACCAUUAAGAUAGUUAUUUUACCUUUUAGAAAAUUAAUGUAUGAUUGGGAGAAUAUGUAUACCUAGCUUGGGAAGUCUUUCAUUCUUGGAGCUGUCUGAAUCACGAGGGUUUUUAAAACAAACGUACAAUUUUCAGCAAUACACUUUGCCAGUGGAAUGUAAAACCAGGAUAUUUUAUUCACACAUUUUUCUAGUAUGCAAAUGUAGAGUAUCACCUCAGCUUUCAUUUCUACAAACCCAUUGUAUGCCCUGUGGUCUUAAAUUAGUAAUCCUGAUCUCUGACAAAACAUUACUGGUCAAACAUCAUUUGACGGCUUUUUACUCCUCUGAUUUCUCAUUAACUAUUUUGGGCCCCAGGAGGGUCUGGAUUCACCCUCCCCUAUUACACACACUCACAAGCAGUUCCAAAAACAGAGUCCUUUGGAGCACAGGCUGAGUGGCCCAAGGCUUAUAACCCAGUUCCUGGGUAAUUGUUUCUUUAUUCUAUUGUAUAAGCUACUUGUUGGAGAGAGUAGCUUUGGAAUUUAGUUUCAGGGGAUUUUUUUGCCUUUGCAAGCUAAUCUUGUAAUAUGUUCAUAGUAAAAGCCAUAGCUGUACUCCAUAUGAGUUCUAAGUCCAAAUUAAAGGGACUGUUUCUUGUUUAAGAAUGGCAAUGUAGAAUCCAGUGUCUUAUUUACAUGCUUUUUUAACUACAGUAGUGUGUGCUUAGCUAUAUAUUUUACAAUUUCAGCAUGUAGUACUCUAUUUGAUAUACAUUUUUGAAGACCUGUAAUUCUUUGUAUGAGUGAAUUCAUGGUUCAUGUUUGCAAAUCUACUUGCAGGAUAUACAGUGUGCCUACUGCACCUUUCAAAGUACAUAUAUGCAUUCAGGUUUAAAGUAGCUGGUUGUACUUUAAUCAAUAGUGCUCUCAAUGAGGUUUUAACUGGUGUUUUGUCUAUAUGUUAUGGGGCUUUAGUACAUACCAUUUUUCAAUAGUGAACGUAUACUGAAAUAAAGCAGUCUGUACUUUGUGUAACUAGAGUGAGUUCAGAGUGCACUUGAUUUAAGUGUUUUCCUCCAUUUUCCUGAAUGCCAGUUUAGGAAGUUUGAAGGAGGACAGGCACCUAACUCGUGGCUCUUACCCAAGUGUCUCCCCUAUAUCAUUGCCCACUCUCACUCCUCCCACAGAAUAGCAUGAGUAUAAUGUAUCAGUGAUCACAAGCAGACUGGCUAUUUCACAAUUAAAGCCGUAGUGGCAAAAAUACAGGAGCAACAGCAAAGGCCCUCACUUUAAAUAACUGCAUUGUAGAACAUCACUCUUUUCCAUGCACCAGCAAGUGCUGUAGAGCAGGGCCUAGACAUGCCCACAUUCAAGUGGACAUUACUGAAACUGUUUCUGAUCUCAUCUCUGCUACUAACUCACUGUAUGCCCUGGGGCAUGUUCCUUUUCUUCUGCUGGGAGCUGCACAGCCUAGCAUCAACCUCCUAUUGUAUUAAACCUGCACACAUAGCACAUAUCUAUUUCUUAAAGUAACAGCUACAGCUCAUGAAAACUUUAUUAGCAUUAAGAAUGUUUUAUAGCAGAAGUUACCAAUCACACAUUGGAACAGUCUCAACUUGAGGCACUGAUUUCUAUUCUAAUCCCACAUCAGAAAGUGAUCCCAUCCCUCAGCCCGACGCGGUCACUGAAGACCCAUCUUUUACACAGCUAUGGUACUCGAGGUUUCUUUGAAAACAAAAAACACACAAUGAACAUAAAAUUGAGAACACAGGCUUUAACCUUCCCAAGGGCCGGUUCUCUGCAUUAUACCAAUAGGUACAUGGGUGCAAGACUUCUGAAAAGCAGCCACACUUGAUUCUGUAAUACUUCAUGAAAAAGGUGGUAAAUGUCAAAUGCUGUCUAUAGGGAUAAUUUUAGCACACUUUUAAAUAGCUGUUUGCACAUAACCAUGUUAGAAUGAUCACAUUUGUCAACAGCCACAAAACAAAAGUGAUAGAAAUGUAGCCGUGUUAGUCUGGUUUCACUGUCUCAGGCAGCAACAUUCAGAAUACCACAUGAAGGUCACCCUUCGACAACCUCUAUCUCCACUUCCUGUGCUGUGUGUAACAAUUGGGUCUAGAGAACCUGUUCUUCCCAAAAAACGUGAAUUUUUCCAUCCAUUUUAAUGGGAUCAGGAAUAGAACCCAAGUACUUU